UGACGCGUCGUGACCCGGAAGUGGAAAUGCUUUGAUCUCCGCCUGCAUUAUUGUCGGUUUUAAACUGGCAGCAGGAUGUUUAACAAGAAAGCAAGGAGAAAUUUUCGGCAACGAAGAGACGACUCCAGUGAAGAGGAUGAAGGUGAAAAAGUCAGUGAUGGUGUGAAGGAAGUGGACAGUUUAAAGCAGGUGAAUGUGCGGAGAGGAAUCUCAUGCAGCUCAAAAUCAAACCCAGCUCCAGCACACAGAGGCUCGUGCGCUGAGUCCAGCCCACAACACACACAGGAUCCUGAGCCAUCUAAAGCCCCAACUAAAGAAGACAAGACGCCCAAGAGUCAAACCCUGAGCUUCCUGGGUGAAAAAGAAGGUGCAGGUGAGAGUGACUUCAAGUUGAAAAGAACUGCGAACAAAGCUGUGGUCUUCCAGGCUCGCAAAAAGGAAGAUUCGCCCAUCAAGGUGUCACCUUCACAACAAGAUGUGGAAGACAUUGAGCCUAAGGAGCAGUCAGAGAGCAGUUCUGCUGAGGACAUGUCUCCAGACAGCAGCGAUGAAACAAACUCCACAGCUUCCAGCUCCUCCAGCUCUACUGAGUCUUUCAAAACUCAGACCGUUAACAUCCCUAAUGCCGAGAAGAUCCGCGCAGCUAAGGAGCAGAGGAGGAGAGCGAGGGCACAGCGAGACUACAUUCCUCUGGAUGCAGAUCAGGAAAGUGGAGCAGAGGUUGGAGAUAGAGCGCAGGAUGAGAGCGAUAGAGAACACGGCAGUGACGAUGAACCGGACGAUCACGAACGCAGGAUCCAGUUUGCACCCAAAUCCAAAACACUUAGAGAACGGAUGACUGAGAAAAUGGGUGGGAGUGGGAGUGAGGAGAGUUGCUCUGAUAGCCAGGAGGAGGACCAGCACCUCUGGGAGGAGCAGCAGAUAGGAAAAGGUGUUAAACGACACCAGAAGCAAAGUAGAAAUGAUUUCAAACCUCUCAGGCGGAAGAAAAUGCUUGACAUCCCUGAGACUCUUUCACCAGUCAGCAUCGAUAUCAUAAAGAAGAGAAUCGCUGGAAAGCUGGAAUCUCUGAAGGAGGUGCAGAGGGCUCAUGAAGCCGAGCUCAGGAGGAUGCAGCAGGACAUAGAGAGUGCAAGGAGCUCUGUAGAGAACCUAGAGAACCAUCCUGCUGACAGCCAGCUCCUCUUCUAUCGCAGCAUGAACACCUUCACCCAGAACCUGGUGGACUGCUUGUCUGAGAAGAUGCAGCUGAUAAACUCCGCGGAGCUGGACAUGCACAAUCUGUAUAUUGACCAGGCGGAGGCGCUGUUGUCUCAGAGAAGAAAAGCAGUGCAGGAACAGUCCAGACACCUUCAGCAGUUAACCUACAGCACUAAUCCACACAGCAAUGGAGAAGCACUGGGGAAAACCAGCACAGCUACAGACAGUGAGCUGUUAGAGGAAGAUUGUGGGAGCGUCCCAGCUGAUUUGGGACCAACAGCAGAGCAGGAGGCCGAACUGCAGAGUAAAAGAAAGGACAUACUGAAGGGAAGUCAGGAGAUUUUUACUGAUGUUCAGGACGACUUCUCAGAUGUGAAGAAAAUCCUCUCCAGGUUUAAUGAAUGGCGUGUCUCAUUUCCAGAGUCGUAUACCAACGCCUACAUCAGUUUAUGUCUUCCUAAACUCCUGGCCCCUUUGAUACGACACCAGCUCAUUGGCUGGAACCCUCUCAAGGCUGAGGGUGAAGAUUUUGAAGCACUGCCAUGGUACUCUGCUGUCGAGAAAUUCUGCCAUGGACAAGGCUACGAAGAAUCUGAGAAUGUUGAUGAGAAAACACUACCUGCUAUCGUAGAGAAGGCCAUCCUGCCCAAAAUUCGAGGAUUUGUGGAGCUGGUGUGGGACCCUUUGUCUCUGCAGGAGUCUCAGUGUCUCACGUCGCUUUGCAAAAGGAUACAGGAGGAUUACUGUGUUUUCGAUGGUGAACAGAGCAAGCCUGUGAAGGCUUUUCUGGAAGCUGUUAUGCAGAGACUCAGGAGUGCUGUGGACAAUGAUGUGUUCAUCCCUCUUUAUCCAAAAAGUUAUUUGGAUGACAAGACUUCCCCACAAUUCCAGUUUCAGAAUCAACAGUUUUGGAGUGCUGUUAAGUUGCUUGGAAACAUGGCAUUAUGGGAUGGCUUGAUCGCUCAGGAUGUUCUGAAGGAGCUGAUGCUGGACAAACUUCUCAACCGUUACCUGAUGAUGACUCUUCUGAAUGAGUCCAAUGCAAAGCACAUUAUACAGAAGAGCAAGAAGGUGACUGAGUGUUUUCCAAAGUCCUGGUUUGUGGAUCUCAACACUGGAUCAUCACUAUCACAACUGCAACACUUCAGCAAGCAUCUUCUCCAGACAGCAGAUUUAUUAUGUAAAGACAGAAAGGAUCCCACCAGCUGCAGAACUGUCCUAUCUGAUGUCAUGAUCCUUCUUUGGACCAUCAAGGCAUCUGAGAGCAUGAAGAUUAUAGCAGAAAAAUACAAUUGUCAUGAUUUGCUGGAAUCUAUAAAUAAGUCAUAGUUUUUUAUCAAUGUAACAAUAAAUUUAUUUUUAUAGCCAAGAAAUCAAUGUAUUGUGUGAUUUGUGAUUUGUGAAAAAAAAAAUGUGAUUUGAAAAAAAAAAACAGCGUGAGAUUGUUUUUCUUUUCUUUUCUUUUUUUUUUUUUUUUUUUUUGAAUUGUUGCUAGUUUUCAUUUUAUUGGCUCAUGAGGUUUGUUUGUUAUUUAUUUAUUUAUUUAUUAUUUAUUCUACCCCUGUAUUUCCAGCCGUUAACCCUUAUAACCCUACAGCCAGCUACAUUAUUAAACUGUGAAUCAUC
Pangasianodon hypophthalmus (striped catfish) is the source of this 2826-nucleotide messenger RNA. It is a transcript of the gene gcfc2, whose product is annotated as GC-rich sequence DNA-binding factor 2. Lineage: Eukaryota; Metazoa; Chordata; Actinopteri; Siluriformes; Pangasiidae. Gene Ontology annotation, cellular component: nucleus. The transcript has 18 exons. The record is from RefSeq and is a predicted model, not a curated record. Gene Ontology annotation, molecular function: DNA binding. Bases 76 to 2529 code for a protein of 817 amino acids. Gene Ontology annotation, biological process: mRNA splicing, via spliceosome.